This is a messenger RNA of Cladocopium goreaui, 1376 nucleotides long. NCBI's taxonomy places the organism in Eukaryota, Dinophyceae, Suessiales, Symbiodiniaceae. The record is from the annotation of a GenBank genome assembly.
UGGACGAAAAGCUGAUGGCGCAGUCAUCGAUGGCAAUGUUGCUGAUAGUUGCGGCCCACAUUCGAAUUUCUUGGAGUUCUUGCCUUCAGGAGGCUAUACCCCUCGAGCGGCGCAAGAAUUUGAUCCGAAAUGGGACUAGCCAGCCUUUAGGCAUAUGGAACGUUUAUGGUCAGAAGUUUCAAGUUGAUACUCCCGUUGCGGUCUUCCAAAUCUUGGUGGAAGAAGUGCUUGGCUACAAUGUCUUUGUAGAUUCACGAGGCACUGGCAACAUGGCACAUGCGUUUUAUGCGCUGGCUGGGUGUGAACAGCCCGAAAAUGCACAAAAUCAGAGUUGCACCGGAAGACCAACCAAACACCAUGUCUCUAUGGCCUUACAUCUCAGUAACAAUAUCUCUGCACGGCAUUUCGACAAGGUGCAAAGGAUGAAGAUGGGUGGAAUGUUGGAAGAUCUGGGGAGCGUGGGCUUUGUAAGUCAAAGUGGGAUCCAAAUCAGCAGCUCGACCUUGCAAAGAGGUCGUGAAUCUUCAGACCCGCUUUUCUUGGAUGAUUUUCGGAGCUACGACUCAAGAUUCCACAGUCCUGAACGAUUCUUUCAAGAUUUCCGUGACAUUGACAAGAACUUGCUACUUCCUUGCAGGGCCUGGGACACGGAUCCUGAGAUGCCAUUCUACUUCAAUGCUACUGGAGAUGCUGAAGGUUUCAACGUGAAUUUCAGCCGGGCUGAAUGCUUCGGGGGCGGAGACGGCAGAUGGUGGUUGGCCCCAAGUUGCCGAUCAAAUCGCCGAUGCCUUCCUUGCAUCACAGGCAGUAGUGAUGGCAAGUGGGCAAUCUAUCCAGUGGAAAUUAUGCAGAAGGCAGCCAUUUGGCGCAUGCCCCUGGCACUGGGAGUGGCUCACUACAACGGAUCUUCGGCUUUCAAAGAGUUGGUGAUGACGUACAGAGAUGUUCUCUUCAUGUUCUGGGCGCCAUCCGUGGAAUUCAUUGAGAUCUCCCCAGUGUUCGUGCGCUUUCCCAAUUUCAACUUCACACAGUGGUAUAAUGGAAUCAUGGCUUCCACCAGGCAGGGAGAGUAUCCCAGACAUGUCGUAAGCAACGAACUGAUGGCAAUGGCGCCAGAUGCGCGGGUCAUGCUUCAACGAAUGAAGCUGUCUUCGGAGGAUCUGAAUCGAAUGAUGCUUCGGAGCUAUUCGCUCUAUGCCAUGGACCCUUGCUUCAGCUGUGCGGCCUGGAACGGGGCCUGCGCCUGGUUAGAGAACAACCGAAACGUUUGGAUGCCUUGGAUUCCACAGAAGACAGCUUGUUUCGCCGGACAAGGGAUGUAUGAUGCUCCUCAGCUUCAAAACUUAGAGAUCCGUGUGGAUUUCGGCUACCCAUGA